AUGGGAAUAGCUUACUACGGGAGAUCAUUUACCCUGGCGGAUCCGUCCUGUAACACUCCUAAUGGCAUUUGCAGGUUUACCGGCGGUGGUAUUGCCGGCGAGUGCUCUAAUGCCUCUGAAAUUCUUGACGACCAGGAAAUUCAGUCCAUCAUCACAGCAAACAAACUUACCCCAAUACACGACAAGGUAGCAGGUGUCAAAUGGAUCACUUGGGACAACGAUCAAUGGGUAUCCUACGACGACGCUGAUACAUUUACAGAGAAGCGUGCCUUUGCCAACUCGCGUUGCCUCGGGGGACUUAUGGUAUGGGCGCUCGACCUGACUGAUCAGACGAAGUCAAACGGUUUCUCAGCAGCAGGCACGGUCACUUCAUCUCAACAGGCCAUUGCCAAUCAAGGGUCCGCUGAUGCAGCUGCCCAAACUGCUUGUUACACUAGCGCAUGUGCCGCAGGCUGCCGAACCGGGUAUAACGAAGUGUCCCUGAUGAACGGACAGCCAGGGCAGCUGUCGACAAUUGCGAGGUGCAACUUCGGAGAGUACGAGUCUUUGUGCUGUGCGGACAGCACGAAAAUGGGUACUUGUACCUGGAGAGGCUUUCGUGGCGUGGGUCUCUCCUGCAUCGGCACCGGUUCUCAAGCCGUGUGUCACGUUGCUGGAAAUGCAAUGCCAGGAUUGGCAACCCCCGAUGAUUUCGUAGCUGCGACAUCUCACACAGCCGAACUUCACACCCUAAAUUCGGCAACUUUAGCUGAUCAAGUUGGGAUAUCGCAAGGACCACAAAAUGUUACAAUGUUUCCGGACCUAACUGGAUAUUCCUUGGGCGAUCUGAGUAGUACGGGACUUGAAGAUCUCAAUGAAAUGAAUAACAAUAUGUCCCUGUUCCUUUGGCAAAUAGAGGGCUUGGAUAUAGACUUUCCUGUUAAGUAA
Molecule: messenger RNA, 927 nt
Organism: Pseudogymnoascus verrucosus
Lineage: Eukaryota; Fungi; Ascomycota; Leotiomycetes; Thelebolales; Thelebolaceae
Exons: 4
Coding region: 1-927 (308 amino acids)
Biological process (GO): carbohydrate metabolic process
Source: RefSeq, a predicted model, not a curated record